GACAGUCAAGCAAACAGGAAAAAAGCGGUGUCUGUUGCAGAGCCAGAUAAACAACGACGCAGGACACACGCACGAAUUUAGUAGCAUGGAUAAGCUAAACGACUCUCUUAGUAUAAUAGCACAGGCGCUGGAUCGCUUCCGUGCCGAGGAGAUAUUCAUAUCGUUCAACGGCGGCAAAGACUGUACGGUGCUGCUAGACCUCAUACACAGAUCAAACCUGAAGGAUGCGAAACAGAUCAAAUGUAUCUACGUACGGCCCCAGAAUCCGUUCGGCGAGAUUGAAGAGUUUGUGGACCAGUGCCGGCAACACUAUGGCAUCACGAUAGCGACCGUUGAGGGUAGCAUAAAGGCAGCACUAGAGUUGAUCUGUCGGGAUGAUCCGGUGAUAAAAGCAUGCAUAAUGGGAUCACGACGGUCCGAUCCGUACUGUGAGCGGUUAGCAUCGUUUCAGGAAACGGAUCCUGGAUGGACACCGCUGAUGCGAAUCAAUCCACUACUAGAGUGGACCUGUGAAGACAUCUGGAACUACAUUCGGGAGCACAAUGUACCGUACUGUGCGCUAUAUGAUAGAGGCUACACUUCGAUCGGUGAUCGAACGAAUACAAUUCCAAACCCUCACUUGAGGGUUGAAGUGGACGGUGAAGAGGAAACGUACCUUCCGGCGUACUCGCUACAACAUGCGGACAAGUAUGAACGGGCAGGCAGACUUUAACAAGCC
Anopheles maculipalpis is the source of this 718-nucleotide messenger RNA. Its product is annotated as FAD synthase-like. The record is from RefSeq and is a predicted model, not a curated record. Lineage: Eukaryota; Metazoa; Arthropoda; Insecta; Diptera; Culicidae. The coding region runs from base 86 to 712 and encodes 208 amino acids. Gene Ontology annotation, molecular function: FMN adenylyltransferase activity. Gene Ontology annotation, biological process: FAD biosynthetic process. The transcript has 4 exons.